Pterocles gutturalis (yellow-throated sandgrouse) is the source of this 812-nucleotide messenger RNA. It is a transcript of the gene EEF1D, whose product is annotated as eukaryotic translation elongation factor 1 delta (guanine nucleotide exchange protein). Gene Ontology annotation, biological process: translational elongation. Gene Ontology annotation, cellular component: eukaryotic translation elongation factor 1 complex; cytosol. The annotation marks the transcript as partial. The transcript has 6 exons. The record is from RefSeq and is a predicted model, not a curated record. NCBI's taxonomy places the organism in Eukaryota, Metazoa, Chordata, Aves, Pterocliformes, Pteroclidae. Gene Ontology annotation, molecular function: translation elongation factor activity; guanyl-nucleotide exchange factor activity.
CAGAAGACAGUUCCUCGUAGUAAAGAAGCUCCUUCUGCCCGUCCCAAGAGGCAGGCGGGCCGCUCAACUAGCACGAGCACAACCUCUUCUGGACCUGCUGGUGACCAAAAUGAAGUCCUGUCCAGAAUUUCUCACCUGGAGGUAGAAAAUCAAAACCUUCGCAGUGUUGUUGCAGACCUUCAGAUGGCCAUCUUCAAGUUGGAAAGCCGCCUGAAUGCUCUGGAAAAGUCAUCUACCUCCCACCAGCCCUCACCAGUUCCUCCAACCCAGAAGGUGGAACCAUUCAGCGUUCCCUCCAAGAAAGUGGAGCUCCCAUCUGCUUCACCGGCAAAGAAAGUUGAGCCAGCUGCUGGAGAGGAUGAUGACGAUGAUGACAUUGACCUUUUUGGUAGUGACGAUGAAGAGGAAGACCAAGAAGCUGCCAAAGUCCGGGAGGAGAGGCUGCGUCAGUACGCAGAGAAGAAGGCCAAGAAACCGGGUCUUAUUGCCAAGUCUUCUAUCCUUCUGGAUGUGAAACCAUGGGAUGAUGAAACUGACAUGGUGAAGAUGGAGGAAUGUGUCCGGUCCAUCCAAAUGGAUGGGCUGGUGUGGGGAGCCUCCAAAUUGGUCCCAGUAGGUUACGGUAUUAAAAAGCUCCAAAUCCAGUGCGUAGUGGAGGAUGACAAAGUUGGAACAGACAUCCUGGAGGAGGAGAUCACCAAGUUUGAAGACUACGUGCAGAGUGUUGACAUUGCUGCUUUCAACAAGAUCUAGAAGCAAAACGGUAUCCCCCAUGAAACUGUAACGAAUAAAGAUCAAGAUUGGGAGUGCAA